UUAAGCCAGUCCCUGGGGGAAUUUUCAUUCCCAAACUGUAUCCAAAUGGAAGAGGAGGAGGAAAAGCCCCAGAGAUCCCGCACGAGGAGGGGCUGCAAACCCAGCCCAGAGAGCUGCGAGGAGGAAAGAUCCCCCCAGUGCCAGGAACACGGCCAGAGAUCCAGCCAGAGCUCAGAGCUGGGGGAGAAGCCCCACAAGUGCUUGGAAUGUGGGAAGGGCUUCAGGUGGAGCUCCCAGCUGAUCCAGCACCAGGUGACCCACACUGGGGAAAAGCCCUACCAGUGUGGGGAAUGUGGGAAGAGCUUCAGCUGGAGCUCCAGCCUGAGGAAUCACCAGGUGAUUCACACUGGGGAACGGCCCUAUGAGUGUGGGAAAUGUGGGAAGAGUUUCAGAGAUAUCUCUGACCUGAUGAGACACCAGGUGAUCCACACAGGGGAACGGCCCUACACCUGCUUGGAAUGUGGGAAGAGCUUUGGGUGGAGCACCGCCCUGAGGGCACACCAGCUCAUCCACACUGGGGAGAGGCCCUACGAGUGUCCUGAGUGUGGGAAGAGGUUUCGGACCAGCUCCCAUGUCCUCCUACAUGAGCGGAUUCACACAGAGGAGAGGCCCUUCCGCUGCCCCGACUGCGGGAAGGGCUUCAAGCACAACUCCACCCUCACCAUCCACCGGCGCAUCCACACUGGGGAGAGGCCCUACGAGUGUCCCCAGUGUGGGAAGAGCUUCUCACAGAGCUCAGCCUUGACCCAACACCAACGGAGGCACCAGUAAGGGAAGCCCUGCGAGUGCCCCGAGUGCGGGAAGAGCUUCGUGCGCUGCUCCAGCUCCAUCCCCCAUGGGAGGAUCGGCGUUGGAUGAUCCCCAGUGACCCCCGUUGGGCAGAGCCCUGGUGAUCCGUUCUCCUGGUGAUCCGUGUUGGGAAGACACCUGGCUGGGAGGCUCCACAUCUUCACGGCUCCCUGUGGGCACCUGGAUGAACACCGGGGCAGGAACAUCCAUCGAGACACAGACCAAUAGUGGGAAUUCCUUUGGGAGAGCAGAUUUGUUGACUUUCAAUCCCAGAAAACUGUUAAAGCUAAUGGAACUCACGAGCCCUAUUUGUUACACAUCAACACCUCUCCUUCCUUUUCUGGAAUUUGACACAAACUUAUAGUCAAUAAGUUCUGCAAGUGCUCUUGCUGCGUGAGGCCACAUUGUGUCUUUCAUUUAGCAAUUAAUGAAGCAAACACAAAUUGCCUACUGAGACCCUUCUGCUCCCUCCCAAAUCACUACUCAAGAACAAGCCUCAGGCACAUGC
Messenger RNA from Poecile atricapillus (Black-capped chickadee), 1297 nucleotides. RefSeq names its product zinc finger protein 239-like. NCBI's taxonomy places the organism in Eukaryota, Metazoa, Chordata, Aves, Passeriformes, Paridae. The transcript is spliced from 2 exons. The record is from RefSeq and is a predicted model, not a curated record. The coding region runs from base 46 to 771 and encodes 241 amino acids. Gene Ontology annotation, molecular function: RNA polymerase II cis-regulatory region sequence-specific DNA binding; DNA-binding transcription factor activity, RNA polymerase II-specific. Gene Ontology annotation, biological process: regulation of transcription by RNA polymerase II.